Molecule: messenger RNA, 2154 nt
Organism: Syngnathoides biaculeatus (alligator pipefish)
Lineage: Eukaryota; Metazoa; Chordata; Actinopteri; Syngnathiformes; Syngnathidae
Gene: abt1
Product: activator of basal transcription 1
Exons: 5
Coding region: 155-1144 (329 amino acids)
Biological process (GO): small-subunit processome assembly; endonucleolytic cleavage in 5'-ETS of tricistronic rRNA transcript (SSU-rRNA, 5.8S rRNA, LSU-rRNA); endonucleolytic cleavage in ITS1 to separate SSU-rRNA from 5.8S rRNA and LSU-rRNA from tricistronic rRNA transcript (SSU-rRNA, 5.8S rRNA, LSU-rRNA)
Cellular component (GO): nucleolus
Molecular function (GO): RNA binding
Source: RefSeq, a predicted model, not a curated record
UCCAAAACAUUGUUGACCUGAAUGAAUUUUAACAUCAGGAAUAUACAGCACAGUACAGUAUAUAGAUAUUUUGCAGUUGUUGUCGUAAUUGUGUCGUCAUUAUCAUGCGACACUGCUGCACGUGAAGGGGAGAAGUUUGGACGUCGCCAGAGAGAUGGGCAAGGGGGAGGAGGAGAAGAAGACGACAGCUCAAUUAGAAGUAGAUGAGAGGACGACGGUAGCCCAAAGCGGGGAGGAGAGAAAGAGUGCAAGUGAAGAAAUCGAGGAGGAGGACGAGGAGGACAAGAGUUAUCCACCUCAAGAAGAAGAGACAAUGGAAGAUGAAGAGGAGAAUGUGAAGAUUACAACUCAAAAAGAAGAGCAGGAGGAGGACGGGAAACUGUCAAUUCAGAAAGAAGACAAGCGUAUAAAGCUAACUCUGAAAGGUGUAGCAACGAACUCUUCUUCCUCUGACAAGAAGUGUGUUCCAGGAAUUCUUUACUUGGGUCACAUCCCUCCAAGGUUCCGGCCUAAACAUGUCAGAAAUCUUUUGUCUGUAUACGGCGAGAUCGGGCGAAUCUUCCUGCAACCCGAAGAUGGGCAGAUAAAGGCGAAGAAAAAGCGCUCGGGCUCCAGGAGGAGCGACUUCACUGAGGGCUGGGUGGAGUUCCGCGACAAGCGGGUGGCCAAGCGAGUGGCGGUGUCUCUUCAUAACACACCCAUGGCGACACGCAAACGCCAAACGUUCGUGUCCGACCUCUGGUCCAUCAAGUACCUUCACAGGUUCCAGUGGACGCACCUGAGCGAGCGUCUGGCCUACGAGAAGAUGGUCCUCCAGCAGCGCCUGCGCACCGAAGUGUCGCAGGCCAAGCGCGAAACCAACUUCUAUCUGAACAACGUGGACAAGAGCGCUCGCAUGGACAAAGCGCGCAAGAUGGAGAAAAGGAAGGCGACGGACGCACAGCAGCACGCGGAGGAGCGCACCUGGGACUUCACGCAGCGCCAGACGGAGGAGGAGAUCCAAAGGAAGAAAAAGAAGAAGAAUAUGAAGGCAACGAUGGACUCGGGCACCCAGAAGCAACAGGACAAGGACUACCUCCACCAGCUCAAGAGCCAAUCAAACGUCUCCUUGCUGGCCAAGAUUUUCAAUUCCCAUCAGCCGUAAGAGCUGGUGGCGUAUCACAAAAUGUAUACUGCACACUGAUGUGGAAAUCCCUCAUGAUUAUGUGUUAAUUAUGUAAUUAAAUAAUAGAGAUGAGGUAGCUAAUUAGCAACAAACAAUGUACCCGUAUACAGGCCUUAAACUGGUUAUUAGAAAAAUAUAUAAUCAAUUCUCAAACAGAUUGCCGGUGGAGAGGUAAUGACAUAACUAGUUAGGAAAGGCUACGAUAGGGAGAGCCUAUCCCACACUUAUUUAUGGAAAACCCACUCAUUUGUCCUGAUCCCUCCAUUUUUGUUUUCAUCAGGAAUAAGAAAUGUCAGUUAUUUGCAGAUUUACGCGAUUUGCUGCAAAUAGUGGGAUCUUCUGUACACUAUUGGUUAACUAUAAGAUCUGGGUGGCAGAGCUAAUUAGCUAAUGUAUAAUAAUAAUAGACCGUUCCUUAAUGUUUAUAAACAAUAGGAGGCAUGAUACUGCCAGGUGGCAAAAAAGUAAGCGACUACUGCUGACUUGACAACAAAUAAGAAAAUUUACACAUAAAGUAUGCCCCAAAUUAUUAUUUUUUUUAAAUUACUGGAAACCAGUGCAACAUUUGCGUGGAGAGGAUCAAGUGGGUGGAUGUCUUAAACUGUUGUAGAAGCUCUAGUUUAAAAUCGCAAGAUGGCCUGGUGGCAUCAGAAGCCACUAUUAAAACCUCCUCGUACUCCUGCCGAAAGAGGUUGUAAACUUUAAGCAACAGAAAAGAUCGCUAGUACCCAGUCCCUCAAUGAUCAGGUCAAUGGUCUUUAAUUUCACAUAUUUGAACAACAGAUAACAAUUCAGCAAUCAUUUAAUCAAGCCAUUUUGAAUUAUCCAUUUUCUGAGCGGCUUAUCCUCACAAAGGUCGCUUGAGCGCUGUAGCCCAUCCCAUCUAUAUUCUGGCGAGGUUACAUCCUGAACUGGUUGCCAGCCAAUCGCAGGGCACAGAACUCUGGCCAAAUUUUCUGAAAGGGUUUAUUUCGGAGUGGUACGAACAG